UUUAGUGCGUAUCUACGAUACGCUACAAAAUAAAGGCAAUGAAACAUAGCUUAUCUAGAGGAACUCCCCCUUUGUGAGCUUUCGGAAACCUUACAUCUCGUAGUAUGGGCACUAUUACCAUGCUGGAGUAGGCACGAUGGUCCCGGUCUUCUUUGGGUCAUGUCCAUAACCUGUCACGUAUAAAAAAGUUCAAAGUGCCUAAAUUUAAUCACGAAGGAUUCAAUUUAUUGUAUAUUAAUAUUUUUUAUGAUUUAUUUUGGAUUCGAUCAAACAUUAACAAAUUGUUUUUUUAUGCUUGUUCUGGAUUUAAUUUACUACCUCCACAGUGCCUACACGGAGCAUCUAAAAAAUGGGAUGAGUCCUAUCCGAUAUAGUUAAUAUGAUUUAUGUGUAAGUUGUCAAGGUAACGUUAGUGUAUUAGUUUUCACUGUUUGUAACAUUGGCGUAUCAGAAUGUCAAAACGACAUUACCUAAAAUUCACAGAAUUUAAAGUAGUCACAGUAACUUUCUAAAUGGGUGAUGAAGAAGCUGCUACCCUCGAAGGACAGUUCUAUGAAUUUUCCAGAUUGUUAGAUAAUAAACGCGACGGUACUACCAUCACAUUAUAUCGAUCCGAUUUCUGGAUGCGUCAAGCAAAGCUAUUGGAUGAUAGAAAGUUAACAAUGACUGAUACUGGAAUAUUAUUUAAUAAAUUUAGCAAGACCGAAUUAGACUGGGAUGAGUGGAACCAGUUUUUGGAUGAGGUUUGCGAAUUAAAACAAUUUGACGAAGAAAAAGUUCGUGAAACUCUGACCAAUUGUGGGCUGCCCGGUCAAACGCCAGUAUUAGUGCCUCAAUAUAGAGAUUUCUUUGCGACUUAUAAACCCAAAGAAAAAUUGCCGUUUUAAUACAUUUUAUGCUAUCUGCUUUUU
Molecule: messenger RNA, 911 nt
Organism: Pieris rapae (cabbage white)
Lineage: Eukaryota; Metazoa; Arthropoda; Insecta; Lepidoptera; Pieridae
Product: tubulin polymerization-promoting protein homolog
Exons: 2
Coding region: 513-887 (124 amino acids)
Biological process (GO): microtubule polymerization
Molecular function (GO): tubulin binding
Source: RefSeq, a predicted model, not a curated record